AUGCCUCGGCCGUCUGUUUACACUUGCCUGGCAGGUUGUCUACGCUCCAACACUUUGGCGUCCUUGUCACCAAGUCAUUCAGACUCCUUUUGCCAGCGUUUUUAUCUACUCUGUAAUCUGGAUGUCUCCAUUCACGUCGACUUUUUGUCUGUUGCCCGUACGUCUGAUUAUCUAUCUGACUGUUGUCUGUCUGUACAUUUGUUGUUGAUACUUAGUGCAUUCAUGCCGGUGUUCAACUCGACCCGUUCUGAUGUCCAUCCGGCUCUCUGUCGGUCACCCAUCCAGCCUGCCUGA
This is a messenger RNA of Protopolystoma xenopodis, 294 nucleotides long. NCBI's taxonomy places the organism in Eukaryota, Metazoa, Platyhelminthes, Monogenea, Polystomatidea, Polystomatidae. The record is from the annotation of a GenBank genome assembly.